Molecule: messenger RNA, 2256 nt
Organism: Durio zibethinus
Lineage: Eukaryota; Viridiplantae; Streptophyta; Magnoliopsida; Malvales; Malvaceae
Source: RefSeq, a predicted model, not a curated record
UUAUUUUUUUGGCCAAAAAAUUUUUUUGUACUAGUUUAAGGAACUGGUUAGGAAGUUCCCCAAAAUACACUUAGCGAGCACACUUCCCUUCAAAUGCUUCGCGGCCUGCUCUCUUCAUCUACAACAAUACUUUCCAAACCACCCCAUCCCGAAACCCUUCUCCCAAUAAUUCAAUCCCACGUUGAUUCUUCACAACCAAAAUGCACAACUCCAAUGCCUUCUCCCUACACUUCAACCUUGCAAACUCUCUUAGAACCCAUUUCAGAUCAAAAUCCACCUCACCUGCUAUCCUAUGCACCCCUUUUCCAAUUCUUGACUGCCCAAAACUUCUUAAAGUUAGGCCAACAAAUCCAUGCUCACAUGACCAUUCAUGGGCUCCAACCCAGUGCUUUUCUUGGCGCCAAAAUGGUUGCCAUGUAUGCUAGUUCAGGUGAUCUUGAAUCAGCUGUAACAGUUUUUGAUAAAAUCAAAAACCCAACUUCUUUGUUAUAUAAUUCAAUUAUUAGAGCUUAUACAAAUUAUGGGUACCCUUUGAAAACUAUAGAUAUUUAUUGUAAAAUGCAUUGUUUAGGACUCAAGGGUGAUCAUUUCACGUUUCCUUUUGUACUUAAAUCAUGCACUAAUGUCUUGGAUGGUUGGAUGGGAAAAUGUGUUCAUGGACAAAGUUUGAGAUUUGGGAUGGAGUUUGAUGCUUAUCUCGGGACUUCUUUGAUUGAUUUUUAUGUAAAAAUAGGUGAAUUAAGGGAUGCAAAUAAGAUGUUUGAUCUAAUGACUGUAAGAGCUGUGUCCUCUUGGAAUGCUUUGAUUGCGGGGUAUAUGAAAGAAGGUGAGAUUCGGGUAGCUGAGGACUUGUUUGGGAGAAUGCCGCGUAGGAAUAUAGUUUCUUGGACGGCUAUGAUUUCAGGUUACACCCAAAAUGGGCUAGCUGAGGAGGCAUUGAGUUUGUUUGAUGAGAUGUUGAAAGAAGAUUCUGAGGUUAAGCCCAAUUGGGUAACAAUAAUGAGUGUUUUGCCUGCUUGUGCACAUUCAGCCGCUCUUGAACGCGGGAGACGGAUUAAUGAAUAUGUUAAUAGGAUUGGUUUGGAGUCAAAUACUUCAGUGCAGACUGCACUUAUUGCAAUGUAUGCUAAAUGUGGCAGCCUUGUUGAUGCUCGUUGUUGUUUCAAUAGAAUACCGGAAAAUGAAAAGAAUUUGUGUGCUUGGAAUGCAAUGAUUACUGCUUAUGCUUCUCAUGGUCAGGGUUUGGAAUCUGUGUCAACUUUUGAGAACAUGGUUAGAGCUGCGGUAUACCCUGAUGCCAUCACAUUCACAGGGUUGUUGUCUGGAUGCAGUCAUUCUGGUCUUGUUCAGAUUGGAUUAAAGUACUUUAAUUCUAUGCAGACAGUUUACUCUGUCAAACCAAGACAUGAGCAUUAUGCUUGUGUUGUAGAUCUUUUGGGUCGUGCUGGACGAUUGGUAGAAGCUAAGGAGUUUAUUGAUAAAAUUCCAAUGCAACCGGGACCGAGCAUUUGGGGUGCUUUGUUAGCUGCUUGUAGGAAAAGUAGAAAUUUAGAGAUUGCUGAGAUGGCGGCAAACGAGCUGUUUGUUUUAGAACCAGAAAACAGUUGUAAUUAUAUUCUGCUUUCAAAUAUGUAUGCCGAAGCUGGCAUGUGGAAGGAGGUGGAUAAAUUGAGAGCUCGUUUAAAAUGUCAAGGCAUCAAGAAGAACCCUGGAUGCAGUUGGAUUGAGAUCAAUGGAAAACCGCACUUGUUCCUUAGUGGAGAUGCAUCUCACCCUCAGGCGAAGGAAAUAUAUAACCUGAUGCAAGCAUUGCCGGAAAAAAUAAAGGCAGCUGGUUAUACACCUAAUACCAGUUUUGUGUUGCAUGACAUUAGUGAAGAAGAGAAAGAACAUAACCUCAUUACUCAUAGUGAAAAGCUGGCCAUUGCUUUUGGGCUAAUUAACACAACCCCUGAAGUAGUUCUUCGCAUAACUAAAAACCUCCGAAUCUGUGGGGAUUGUCACACAGUUAUCAAGUUCAUAUCAAAAAUUUAUGGAAGAGAAAUUGUUGUGAGAGAUGUGAAUCGUUUCCAUCACUUCAGAGAAGGUGCUUGUUCCUGUGGGGACUAUUGGUAAUUAGGAACAGCAUUAAGAGUGUGAGACAUAAGAGAGUCUCGGACUCUUUCUGUGGCAGUGUGGCCUGCACCUGUAGAACUCUUUGAAAGCCAGUUUUAAGUAAAAGCUUAAAAAAUUUGACUCAUAAAUUUCUAUUAUUUU